Rattus norvegicus (Norway rat) is the source of this 2553-nucleotide messenger RNA. It is a transcript of the gene Eif1ad, whose product is annotated as eukaryotic translation initiation factor 1A domain containing. The record is from RefSeq and is marked provisional. Lineage: Eukaryota; Metazoa; Chordata; Mammalia; Rodentia; Muridae. Gene Ontology annotation, biological process: translational initiation. Gene Ontology annotation, cellular component: nucleoplasm; nucleus. Gene Ontology annotation, molecular function: translation initiation factor activity; RNA binding. Bases 538 to 1041 code for a protein of 167 amino acids. The transcript has 6 exons.
GGAUUUUGUUUCUCCGGCGGCCCUUCCCGUCUGUGGGAUUGACGCUUCCGAGGAGAAUACUUUUUCCUGUCUAGCACCUGGAACUUGGGUUUGUCUGACUUGAUGGAGGGAAGAGUUAAAGGAACGGACAAAGAGGGGGCGGGGCAUCCGGAGGGCCUCUGAGAACCCCGGAAGUGCAAUUCACGGCGCGGUUUCCUCAGAGUCAGGUUUAUCACCUCAAACCUGCAGACGGAAGGUAGGAACACCGGAGGUUUGAGACCGAGCGUCCAAACCGGCGCUACCGUCGUCACCACCUGCAAGUCGCAUUUCUUUGCUUUUUGUUGACUCACUCUUGAGGUGAGUCGUGGACGAGCUGCUUUCACCGUCAACCUGGAAAACGGAGCUUGCUUGUGUAGCGCCGAGCGGGGCAAGGUGGCACUUUUUCGUAUAAGGCUGCUUCUCUUGAAAGCAGUCCUGGCUUCUAAGACUGGCAUCCAAAUAAUUCUGGAAGAAGAGCUGACAGUCCGUGCACCCUAACAACCCUGGACAAUAACCAGCAUGUCUCAGGCCAGCAAGAGGAAGCAUGUGGUGCAGGAAGUGCUGGGGGAGCACAUGGUGCCUUCUGACCAACAGCAGAUAGUGAAAGUCCUCAGGACUCCUGGGAACAAUCUGCAUGAAGUAGAGACAGCACAAGGGCAGCGCUUCCUGGUGAGCAUGCCCUCCAAAUACCGCAAGAACAUCUGGAUCAAGAGAGGGGACUUCCUCAUUGUUGACCCUAUUGAAGAAGGAGAAAAAGUGAAGGCUGAGAUCUCUUUUGUGCUCUGCAAGAACCAUGUCCGCUCUCUACAGAAGGAGGGUCACUGGCCUGAGGCCUUUUCUGAGGUAGCUGAGAAACAAAACAAUGUGAACAGAGAGAGUCAGCCGGAACUCCCCGCUGAGCCACAGCUGUCAGGAGAAGGGUCAGGUUCUGAAGAUGAUUCUGACCUCUUUGUCAACACCAAUCACAGACAGUAUCAUGAGAGUGAGGAGGAGAGUGAAGAAGAAGAGGAGGAGGCGGCCUGAGCCCCAGGACCCACUUCUCUACUUGCUCAGGGACUACCCCUUGGCUUUUCUGGGUUUGGACAUUCCCAGGGUGCCCUGCAGAUCUUUUCCUUUGGAUGGGGACAAAGCAUGGCCCCUUUCUGAACUGACAUAAAAAGAAUUAAACCCCUGGUGGGUAGUGACUUACACUGGUGUCCGUGUGGCUCUCUGUAGAGGGAAGCUCAUGGUGAAAUGAAGUCUCUUCUAUGGUGGAAGCCUUGGUCACGUGUGGGUAGAAUGGGCAGGAAAUGAUUUGUCUGAACUCUGCUGCAUUUAUCUGGUUCACAGUACCUCUCUGGACACUUGAUACCUCACCCUGUGCUGUGCCUUACUGGGUCUUCCUUUAUACCUGCUUAUAUUCAGCAGCUAUUCCAAUAGUUAAGCGUGCAGUCUAGGACCUCGGACCCACUUGCCUCUUAAGCACAGCUCAGGACAAACUCCUGGUGCCUUGUUAUCCCUUACUGCAAUAGUGCUUACUGCCUGCCGCUAUGCAAACAAGCCUGCAUCCCAUCUCUCUUCACCUUCGUCACCUGUCAUUCCCAGAACGUGUCUGUGGUCAGGAUACCUCCUUACCAUCUCCUGAUUUUCUUUGACUUUCUCUAAUUUCUUCAGGGUAUUAAUUUCCUGUAAUCUUUUUUUUUUUGAAGCUGGGGACCGAACCCAGGGCCUUGUGCUUGCAAGGCAAGCGCUCUACCACUGAGCUAAAUCCCCAACCCCAAUUUCCUGUAAUCUUGAGGUUGUCUCUAACCCAGGUUUGCUUCAAAAUCACUGUGUAGCCUAGGCUAACCAACUCAGUGGCUGUCCUGCCUCACAGGCAUGAACCUGUGGGGCUACUAACCUUUUGUUAGAGGCUAUUGUAAUGUCUUUACCCCUUGUACCUCAGCAUCAAAAGACUUCUUGUGGUGACUCAGACCUUUGCUCAUGACUACCUCUGUCCAUUUACUUACUCCCAUUGUUUUAGUUCAAAUAUCCUUCAGUAGCCCAGGUACUCACUAAACUGUGCAAGCUUCUGUGAACUGUGGCCUCACUUAUUGGGAGGCUUCUGCUUCUGGCUAUACCCUGCUAGCAUUAAUCCUGCCCCUGCUAAAUCCUAUUGAAACUGACCUCUCAGCUUAGUCUUGCCCCUACUGGUCAUUCAUCCCUCAGUGGAACUAUUCAACCCUGUUGCGUACUCCUAAUGUGCUUGUGUGUAUGUAUUUUCGUUGAAAACUUGUACUAAUGGAACUUCUACUUUGGAGCCUUCCUUUUGUCUUCUGACGAAUUUUGUUUUUUUGGAGGGGGGCUGUUGUGGGUAGUUGGUUGAGCUUGGAGGCAUGCAUUAGCUUCAUAGAAUCUCAUUUCUGAGCAGGAAAUCCUGCAAUCACACCCUCUCUGACUCUCAUUUAUGUUCGUCAUGUUUGCCUUUUGUGGUAGUAAAUGUAUACUUGGGUAUACACAUGUAUAAAAUAUAGGUGUAUAUACAUGGAGAAAUAAACCAUAUGGGUUAAAGAGAAA